UUAGUUUAACAUUUCGAAUUAAUUUCGCAUCAUACAUUAUAUAAAGCCGUUCUCUUCUCCUUCUCUGUUCGUUCGAUCACUUUCCCUCUCUUUCUCUACGAGUCCGCCUAAUUCUAGAAAGCCACCAUGAGAGCUCUGAAGAACGCCGUUGUCACUCACAAGAAGCCUAACGUAGAGAUGCUGAAAAAGAGGAAAGCUGAGAUGAAAUCCACGAAAAGCAACAAAGCCAUGAAGAAGGACCAGAAUGCUCCUAAACGUCCAGCCACAGCGUUCUUCAUUUUCAUGGAGGAAUUUAGAAAGACGUUCAAGGAGAAGUUUCCUGAUGCAAAAGCUGGUCCAGCUGUUGGUAAAGCUGGCGGUGAGAAAUGGAAAUCAAUGUCUGAUGCUGAAAAAGCUCCUUACGCUGAAAAAUCUUUGGGAAGGAAGGCAGAGUACGAGAUAGCUCUUGAAGUGUACAAGAAGAAACUCAAUUGCUCUGCGGCCGCUGAAGCUGAAGUUGAAAUGUCAACAGAAUCACAGAAAUCAACCUCUGAUGUCCGUGAUGACGCAGAGCAAGAAGCUAGCUCUAGCUCUUAGCUGAUACUUGGCUUCCUACAUCGUCCGCCAAGAUUUGCAGAACUUCAGGUCCCUUGGAGGUAACAGAAUUUCAUAUAUUUUUAAAUAAAAGUUGCAUGAUUGUAGACAAGAAGCUAGCAAGUGCAAAGAGAGUCAAGAGGAAGCUAGAAGAAAUUGCACAACUCUUUAACAAUUUU
Molecule: messenger RNA, 752 nt
Organism: Cucurbita pepo subsp. pepo (vegetable marrow)
Lineage: Eukaryota; Viridiplantae; Streptophyta; Magnoliopsida; Cucurbitales; Cucurbitaceae
Product: high mobility group B protein 3-like
Source: RefSeq, a predicted model, not a curated record